Molecule: messenger RNA, 2121 nt
Organism: Serendipita indica DSM 11827
Lineage: Eukaryota; Fungi; Basidiomycota; Agaricomycetes; Sebacinales; Serendipitaceae
Source: the annotation of a GenBank genome assembly
AUGACCCAAAUCUCUGCACAACCUCAAGCAUCUGCUCCAGAGACGACGUUCAGGCUUUCUGUCUCGACCGAGGCAGGAAAUUCGAGCCUUCUCGUCACAGUCGACCCUCCAGCUGCGCCUGGUGCAAAUGGAACGCCAGCGGAGCGUGCUCCAGUCGAUCUAUGCUGUGUGAUUGAUGUCUCGGGAAGUAUGGAUGACGAUGCUGCUGUUCCCUCUGAACAGGACAAGCCCAUCGAGGUCACUGGCCUCUCCAUCAUGGACAUCACCAAGCACGCGCUCAGGACCAUUCUAGCGAGCUUGAAAGAAGGAGACAGACUCGCACUCGUCUCCUUUAGCUCUUCAGCAAAAGUGGUUGCCAACUUGACGGCAGUCUCUGGCCCAGGGCGGGAUACCCUCUCCAAGGCCAUAGACCACUUCCGUCCUGAUGCUUCGACCAAUCUUUGGGAUGGACUCAGAAGCGGGAUGAAUCUUCUCAAUGCACACGAGCAAACCUCUGACCGCCUGCAAGCCAUAUUCCUCUUGACCGACGGCCAACCAAACGUCAAUCCUCCUCGCGGACAUGGACCGAUGCUCAAACAGUACCUCGAAACCAACCCACAGACAGCCUUCACCAUCAACAUGUUUGGGUUUGGUUACCAUCUCGACUCUAAGCUCCUGAGCGACAUGUCCAACCUUGGGGGCGGAACUUAUGGGUUUAUUCCCGAUGCUGGCAUGGUCGGUACCGUCUUUGUCCACGCUAUGGCCAACCUCUUUGCUACGUGUGCAACUCGAGCCACUCUGAGCAUCGAACUCCCAGAAGGCGUCACGUUAAAGCCCGUCGCUGGCUCUCAUCCAGUCUCGACUGCAUCCUGGGGGGCCACUGUCGACAUUGGAGACAUUCAGUAUGGCCAGCCCCGCCAGUUCAUCCUGGACUUGGACGGUCGCACGAGUGAACAAGAGAUUACCGUCACGCUCGGGGCACGACCUUGGUUCAGCUCCAACACUGAGAGGGUUACGCAAACUGCCAUCGUCAUCCCGACUCCUUCGUCCACAGUUCCAGCAGAGUAUCACUUGGCCAAAUUCAGACUCGAUCUUGUCACGUACAUCUACAACCUCUGCCGCAACCACCCGAAAUACAUCGCCAACUCGAAUGCACAAACUCACUUUACCUCUCUCGCAUCCGAAAUUGAACGUUUGCUCCCAUCCAAUGCCGACGCCAGCGGACUGGCAGAGGACAUUAAAGGCGAACUCACCCUCGCCGUCUCCUCGCAGGUCAACUGGAAUAGAUGGGGGAUACAUUACUUUCCCAGCCUCGCACGCGCACACCAACGUCAACAAUGCAGCAAUUUCAAGGAUGCAGGGUUGCAAGUCUAUGGGCAACAUUCGACCUUGUUUACUCAAUCCCGCGAUGCAGUAGACGCCAUCUUUGACGCCAUCCCACCUCCCAAACCGACCAAAAAGAUUGUCACGCAAGCACCCAACUAUAACACUGGAUUCCGUGGAACAUCGGCUCAAGCACUUUAUUCAAUGUCUCAGUAUAACCAACGCAGCGGACCGUGCUUUGCACCCGAAUGCCCCGUCGUCCUCGCAGACGGACAGACGAUACGCGUAGACCAAGUCAUACGCGGUACCGUCGUCCAAACGCUCUGUGGUCCACGAACCGUCGUGUGCGUGAUCAAGACACCAAUCCAAUUCGGCAGUGCCGCCCUCUGCACCAUGGGCUCCUUACGAAUCACACCAUGGCACCCGAUGCAACACGAAGAGAGCGGCGAAUGGGCGUUCCCAGUGGACAUUGUCUCCCCCACACUCCAAGAUGUACCCGCAAUCUACUCUUUCGUCCUACAGCAUUCACCCGAGAGCGACGCACAUUCGAUGAUAAUCGGAGGCACGACGUGCGUCACCAUGGGCCACGGUAUCCUCUCCGGCGACGACGUCCGUGCUCACGCCUUUUUCGGCUCGUACGCCAAAGUCUUGAGAGCAGUCGAACGUCUCCCGGGCUUUAAUGACGCAGAGGGUAUCGUUACGUGCGCCGGAGUCGUGCGCGACACCAAUGGGUUCAUCAAGGGUCUCCUUUCGCCCAAACUCGACGUCUCGCCCGUCGCCGUCAGCUUUCGCAUCAAACAAAACGCCGUUGCCGUCUAA